CAAGAUCUCACUUUUAACCUGCAAACCUUCCUUUUCCUGCCUCCCCUCCCACGGGAAUACAGAAAAAAAAAUUUAAAAAAAGAAAAGAAGAGCAGUUUAGAAUUUGCCCAAGCCAAACACACAGGUCAGGUGGAUUAGAGCAAGCUCAGGUUGGCAAAUCCCAAAGGGGAGCAGAUGUUUUGUUUGGCGUCCCUUCCCGAAAAUCCCACGCCAUGAACAUCCCAUAAUCCAGGGCAGACGGAGGGAGCCGGGCAGGGGACGGACGGUGGGCAAAGGCAAUGCUGUGUCUUUAAUUUUCUUUUCCGAGAGGGAAGCGAAGUCUGCAGAGCCAUGACAGCCUCGCUUGUUCAGCCUUUAAUGCGCGCUGGGUUUUCUCCAGUGGAGGGCACUCGGCGCUCCGCAAACUCCAUCCUCGGCACCCGCCAGCUCCGGAGCAUCAUCGCUCUCUGGAAAGCCUCGGAAUUAGACGAGAGCUGCCUCUCAGCACAGCUACAAAACACUUUAAACCCGACCAGCUGAAUGGAAUAAACCGAGCCUGCGGGGCUGCCGAGCCGGGCUCUGGCACAGCACGGGAGGCCCUGCGGAGGAUGGAUCGCGGUGCCCGGCCAUGGCAAGAGGCAGCAGCGGCACAAUGAGGGAUGCCAGGCACCGCCAGAGCAUCGCUCCUUCCUCCCGCAGAAGUUGGUUCGUCUCCAUCGCCUGCUCCGGCUUUUCUUUCCAAAAAAUCGCCACUUAACGCCGCCGCUCCUCUGAUGACUUCCACAAUGGCUCUCAGAGCUUAGAGUCCCUCCCUACCCCCCCCCCACACUCCCCCCAUCCUUCGUCCUGUCUUCCCCACCCCCAACCCCUUCCCUUCUCCUCUUUUCCCUUCCCCUCGUCCCCCAAAAAAUUCCGGCUGCUCCUCUCCGGGGAACUUUGUGGGGUUCCUGGCGGGCAGGGCUGGAUGGCGGCGGGGCGAGCGGCAGCGACGUGAGGAUGCUGAUGGUUUAAAGAGGGGAGAGAAGGAGGCGAGGGGGAAAAAGCCGAAAAAAUUUUUAAAAAGGGGGAAGAGAGAGGAGAAAACAUCUGGAGGAAGGCGAAGGAGGACGCUAUUGAUGACAAAAGGAUGGGUUUCCACGUGACCAAGCAGCGGGGAGGCUCCAGGGCGCUGCUGGGGCUGCUGCCCCUGGCGCUGCUGGCGGGGCUGGCGGGCGCGCAGCGAGCCUGCCCCAAGAGCUGCCGCUGCGACGGCAAGAUCGUGUACUGCGAGUCGCACGCCUUCCGCGACAUCCCCCACAACAUCUCCAGCGGCUCCCAGGGCCUGUCCCUGCGCUACAACAGCAUCCAGAAGCUCAAAUCCCACCAGUUCGCCGGCCUCAACCAGCUCAUAUGGCUCUACCUCGACCACAACUACAUCAGCUCCGUGGACGAGGACGCCUUCCAGGGGAUCCGCCGGCUGAAGGAGCUGAUCCUGAGCUCCAACAAAAUCACCCACCUGCACAACAAGACCUUCCACCCCGUGCCCAACCUCCGCAACCUGGACCUGUCCUACAACAAGCUGCAGGUGCUGCAGGCGGAGCAGUUCAAGGGGCUCCGCAAGCUGCUGAUCCUGCACCUGAGGUCCAACUCGCUGAAAACGGUGCCCAUCCGCGUUUUCCAGGACUGCCGCAACCUCGACUUCCUGGAUUUGGGCUACAACCGCCUGCGGAGCUUGUCCCGCAACGCCUUCGCCGGCCUGCUGAAGCUGACGGAGCUCCACUUGGAGCACAACCAGUUCUCCAAGAUCAAUUUCGCCCACUUCCCGCGGCUCUUCAACCUGCGCUCCAUCUACCUGCAGUGGAAUAGGAUCCGCUCCAUCAGCCAGGGCUUGACGUGGACCUGGAGUUCCUUGCACAACUUGGAUUUAUCGGGCAACGACAUCGCGGGCGUGGAGCCCGGCACCUUCCAGUGCCUGCCCAACCUGCAGAAGCUGAACCUGGAUUCCAACAAACUCACCAACAUCUCCCAGGAGACCAUCAACACGUGGAUCUCGCUCAUCUCCAUCACCCUGUCCGGGAAUAUGUGGGAAUGUACGCGGAGCAUUUGCCCCCUGUUUAAUUGGCUUAAGAAUUUCAAGGGAAACAAGGAGAGCACCAUGAUCUGCGCGGGCCCCAAGCACAUCCAGGGCGAGAAGGUGAGCGACGCCGUGGAAACCUACAACAUCUGCGCCGAAAUCCAGGUGGUGGCCACUGAGAGGUCCUACCAGGCCCCCAGAACCCCCCAGAGACCCGUGUUCAUCCCCAAACCCACCGUGUCCAAACUGGAGAGCCACCAGCCGACGCCGGUGACGCCGAGCCCUUCCGCGGACAUCCCGACGCCCGCGGUGGAGCCGGAAUAUGAGCACGUGUCCUUCCACAAGAUCAUCGCGGGGAGCGUGGCCCUCUUCCUCUCGGUGGCCAUGAUCCUGCUGGUCAUCUACGUGUCCUGGAAGCGUUACCCCGCCAGCAUGAAGCAGCUGCAGCAGCACACGCUGAUGAAGAGGCGCAGGAAAAAGGCGCGGGAGUCAGAGAGGCAAAUGAACUCCCCUUUGCAGGAAUAUUACGUGGACUACAAGCCAACAAACUCUGAGACCAUGGAUGUAUCCGUUAAUGGAUCUGGGCCCUGCACCUACACCAUCUCUGGCUCCAGGGAAUGCGAGGUCCCUCACCACAUGAAGACCUUACCCUACUACAGCUACGACCAGCCCGUGAUCGGCUACUGCCAGGCCCACAAGCCCCUCCACGUCAACAAGGGCUACGAGACGGUGUCCAGGGAGCCGGCGGAGCCCUCCACGCUGGACCUGGGCCGCGAGCACAGCUUCAUCGCCACCAUCGCGCGCUCCGCCGCCCCCGCCAUCUACAUCGAGAGAAUACCCAACUAACGUUGGCCAACCGCCUCUUGGGGACAGCUCUGGGAGGGACCUUUGGUCCUGCGGGAGACCAGGCAAGGUUGUUCCAACGCCGCCGUUCCAGCGGGGAAACGCUCCCGAGGGCAAGGAGGUGGCGGCGCGGAACUCGCGGCGCGGAGAAACUUCAGGAUUUUUUCCCUUCGCUUUAAACUUUCAAACAAAUUCCUCGGUGUAAAUAUUAAAGAGAGAGAGAGAGAGAGAGAUUGUCGAGUUCUUAUUAAAAAGAACGACAGCGACGGCGGCGACAACAAAUAGAUUUCACUCUAGCUACAUAAAGGGAUGGAUUAAGAGUUUUGUUUGUAUAUUUGAUUUUUCUACAUUGCACGGUUCCAGGGAAGGAGAACCACAGGUAAAAAAUAAAUGGGGUGGGGAGGGCGAGGCUCUGGGGAGGGUCAGCCAUGUUCCCUUAUUAAGUGUUUAUUACAAAGAUCCGUUGACUAUUUUUGUUCUUUUUAAACCAACAAAAUAUAGCUCUAUAUUUUCUUUUUUUCCUUUCAGGGGUUGGGUUAUUUUUUGGGGGGGGUUGUUUUUUAAGUGGUUGAGCAUUAAUAUUUCAACCUUCAGACAUGGGCAUUAAAGCUUAUGUUGAACCAAAAGGACCUUGGCAAUUGAUGCAGCAGAAACAAAGAAACUCGGGUGCAUGUACAUUUAAGACACAGGCUGUACACUAUGGAGGGGGCUUUUGAUUUUUUUUAUCUUCAUUGUGCUUCAUUGUUGACACUCUAAUUCCUUUUUGGGCUCUAAAACAAAAAAAAACGGGGAAAUACUGCAAUGGAAUCACAACUCAGAUUUCCAGGCCAGUGGUGCUUGUUAAACAAAAUUCGUGGACGUUUGGGAACCAAAAUGGAAGCGAAGUGCUUGAAAUGGAUCAGAAGGAGAAUCUUUUAAAGAGCAUUUAGUGCAACUCACUGGCUGACACAAUUUCUAAAACACGGCAGAAUGUGUAACGUUGUUUUUUUGGUUUGGGUUUUGGUUUUGUUUUUUUAUUAAUUAUUAUGAUCAGUUAGUUUUUGUGUAGUUUUUAUCAAUAAAAUGACAACAACAAACAAACAGAAAAAAAAAAAAAGAAGUGGUGGAAAAAAAAAAUAAACAUAUUAUUUUGUGGUUGGGACACCACAGCCACGGUACUGUUUGAAUGA
Molecule: messenger RNA, 4044 nt
Organism: Melospiza georgiana
Lineage: Eukaryota; Metazoa; Chordata; Aves; Passeriformes; Passerellidae
Gene: LRRTM4
Product: leucine rich repeat transmembrane neuronal 4
Exons: 3
Coding region: 1106-2878 (590 amino acids)
Molecular function (GO): protein binding
Source: RefSeq, a predicted model, not a curated record